CAGUAAUCGAAAUAUCGGAUGUGGCAUCUGCUACGCUUACUCCGUUCACAUGAAACAUCGAUGUUGACGACGGAAUCACGCGGUUAGGGGCAACUGAACACGCUAGAAUCUUUGUGACGCGGCAGGCUGUGUUCGGUUCUUCCUCCAGCAUGAGCUUCUCGCGUGGCGGAGGACCUCAACACUGGCGCCCACGUCAGUCAGACUCGGGCUGGCAAGGUCGAACGCCAGGCGCGCCUGCAGCCGGGACUCCGUCCAUAGACUACCACCAUGCUGAUCAAUCGGGUUACAAUGAGCAACAGUUUCAAGGGACUCGACUUGAUUCGGGAAGAGGACGCCAUUCAAGAGGGUUUGCAAGCAGCAGAGGAGGAGCAGGGCGAGGAGGGCUUCCCUCUGCGUAUAAUGGACGACGGAUCUCCGCCGGGCUAUCCCCAUCUGCAGCAGGCGUCUCAUCGGGUCGAGAUGGACAUCUGCAAUGCGACUUUGUCUUCAGCAUCGACGAUCCUGUACGCCCUGGGCAGCGAUGCAGCUGGAGGUCUCCCACCUCACUCGCGCUGACUCUGCACAAAGCGGAUCGGCACUUGAUUUAUCCACCGGGCGGACCCGCAGCAUUGAAGCGAGUCGAUCCCAUGUUGGUAGAAGAAGAGCGAGAACGGAGAAUGCGGCAGAAGAAAGGAUGGGAAGACGAAGAGACGCAGCUGGCUAUGAUACAAGGCCUCAAUGUCAACCUGUCCACCCCAGAAAUGGUCAAGCAGUGGAUAGCCGAGAGGAAAAAGCGAUGGCCGACAGCUCAGGCAAUCGAGCGAAAAAAGGUCGAAGACGACUGGCAAGGAAAGAGCAAGAAUCACGACGUGGGCGACCGCCAUCGAAACAAGCGGCAAAGAGUCGAAGAAGUCGUCGUGACAGGAGAUCCGCGGCCACCAGUCGCAAACGCGGACGCAUCGGAUGAGGAAGAUGGCCCAGAGCGGCUUCCAAUAAGUUUGAGCCCGCCUUCUGAGGAAGGGAAUGUUGGAGAGGAUGCUGCUGCUGUUCCUGAUGAGCUAGGAGAUGAUUCUGAUGGUGCUGUGGAGGAAGUGUCCUCCAAAGCUGUCCUGACGGGAGGCGAAAAUUCUAUCAUGGAACAGUCUGCGCAACGUGCUGGUACCGCGCAACGAACAAUCUGCAAGUUUUGGCUCCAAGGACGCUGCGGCUACGGGGAACAGUGUCGGAAUCUGCACGAGACGGCCGACGGCUCGAUCCCGGCGCAACGUGCACGGCCUGCGCACCUGCAGAACAAGCCACGACCCACGCCUCGUGCACCGCCUGCGAAUCCAUUCGCUCAGCCUGAUCUGCUGCGGCAGAUGCUAGCCAAAGAAAUCGGGCAGCAUGUCGAUGCGACGAUCCAGAGCAUCCGGUUUCUGUCCAAGAAUGACUGGCUCCUCCAUGCUGAGCGGGAGCUCGGCGCUGCUGAGGAGCAGCGGAAGCGUCGGGGCAUGAUUCAGGAGUUGACUGAUGAGGAGCCUCAAAGCUCUGAUGCCACUGCGUUGGAAAGGAUCCAAGACUUGGAGCCUUCGUUGCAAGCAGGAGCAUUGCCCACAGUCGCAUCCGCGAGCAAGCCAGGUGCCAAGUCGCUAUAUCGCCCUCCUUCGCCGCUGCUGCGACCACUGGUGGAGUUGCAAUGGCCACCCGAGCCGGACCCGAUGAUCUUUCUCGACCCAUUGAAGCGCGAUGAUCCGAAACCGCUAAGACCCGCUCAGCUCGAAAAGCUCGCGCUGGACGCGCACGUGCGUGACAUUCUCUGCCCGCCGAGUGAGCUGCACCCAGAAGGCGUGCUGAACAAGUCGCUCGCGCGUGGUCUCGACUCACUGCUCGCACUGCCGACCGAAGCCCAUCGCUUCUCGGCGAUCGAGCUGAUCCUUGGAGUUUCUCCUCUAUCGCCUGCGCACGCGCAUGACGUGGCGACUGUCGGCGGUUCGAGAGACGCACAGCAGCAGCCGGGAGGCGGUCUGAACAAGCGCAAGCUGUAUGGCGAAACGGAGCUGUUCCGCCUCGGCUUGCGGAUCGGGCCUGCAGAGGUGCCGUUGGUGCGCAGGCUGGCGGAGCGCGUGAGCCAGAUCAUGGAAGGCAAAGUGAACUACGAGGCGCAGACAGUCGCUAAGCAGGAGGAUCUAUGGCGCGCAGAGGGCGAACGGAUAGAUAUACUGCGCAAGCUUGGUAUCGAAGUGGAUUGAUUGGGGCGCGUAUGUACUCGCACAAAUGCACCCGAAGGCAGAUUGUUGCCCCCAUUACAACAAACAAGCGAGCCCUCUGCGGACCAAUACGCUGGAAUAGCUGCUUGCUUAUAUGACAAUGUGCAUGU
Messenger RNA from Tilletiaria anomala UBC 951, 2335 nucleotides. RefSeq lists its product as uncharacterized. Gene Ontology annotation, biological process: box C/D snoRNP assembly. Lineage: Eukaryota; Fungi; Basidiomycota; Exobasidiomycetes; Georgefischeriales; Tilletiariaceae. Bases 150 to 2207 code for a protein of 685 amino acids. Gene Ontology annotation, cellular component: nucleus. The transcript has a single exon. Gene Ontology annotation, molecular function: metal ion binding; RNA binding. The record is from RefSeq and is a predicted model, not a curated record.